AUGGUAUUGGAUACCCACCUUGAGGAGCAAUUCGACGCCGCAGCCGGUGAUCCAGAACCAGUAUUCUCUGACUCUUUCGAAAAUGGAUUUCGUUACUAUGUGCACCCUCCAGAUGCGAUACCUUAUCUGACAUCAGAGGGAAUAAGCGUUUCUCCAACAGCUCGUGUUUAUUCAGCUAUUUCUACGAGCACUUAUAUAUUGCUUCCUCGCAAGAACUGGGGUAACUGCACAUCGGAAUGGCCUCCUGGAUUCACGAGCCUUUCACCGUACUCAGCAGUGAAUUGCGAUGCCAAAUGCAAAGCUGACUAUUUCAAUGCGAAAUGCGGAUGCAGUCCAUUCACUUACGACAUCGAUAAUGCAUAUCCCAUGUGCUCUCCAUUCAAUACUGUUCGAUGUGUUGAUGAUCACUUAAGGAAGACAGUCGAUGGUAUCCACUUCUACGAUAUUCCGAAGUGCAAUUUAUGUGUAUGGAAUGUGAGAGCACAGUUUACCAUGCGUACAACUCCUACGGUCAAGGCUUCAGCAAUGGUGCUUUAA
Cooperia oncophora is the source of this 537-nucleotide messenger RNA. The record is from the annotation of a GenBank genome assembly. NCBI's taxonomy places the organism in Eukaryota, Metazoa, Nematoda, Chromadorea, Rhabditida, Trichostrongylidae.